CAAACACCCCCCUCCCACCCAUCCAACUACUAAAAAAACCACUCAAGAUGACUCAACCAACAACAACAGCAACAACAACAACAGUACCAUUCAACAAAACCAAAACCAUAAUCACAACAACAACAACAACAACAACACCGAAACCAACAACAUCAACAUCAACACCAAACGGUCAACAAGAACAACAACAACAAGAACAAGAACAUCCAUCCUCACUAACACCACUCAGGGCUCACUACCUCAAACGAGAACUAGUCACUCUCCAAUUUGCUGCCGAACUAGAGAGCCUAUCAUCUCCCCAUGUACUCUCAAUACUCGGACCACCAUUCCUACCAAGCCACCUCUUCAAGGAUGGCAUACCAACCAUCUCCGAAUCAUCAGCAAGCUCAUCAUCACUAUCACCAUCACCAUCAUCAUCAUCAUCAUCACCCUCAAAAUCACCAGCAAACCAUCAACACCAUCUCAAUCAACUCCAACAACGUGAUCUAACUCAAAACACCGACCUACCCUUCCUAAGGUUCUUCUUCCACAAAUUCGUACUCUCAUUCCCAUUCCUACAGAACGUACCACCCACCUUCUUCUCUCACAAACUACAACCAUUCGUCUACUCCUUCUUCUCUCGCAACAUCACUCGAACAGAUGAUCGCGAGGAGGAAACCAAACGCCAGAAGAUCGCCGGCAAGGUCGAGAAACAUCUAGCACUCAUCAUGGCUGCUGCCAUCAAACUAUCCGACAAUCGAGGUCAAGAACAAGUCGUCAGAGUCUCACCUAAUAUCGACCCCACUCCAAACGAUGAUGAUGCAUUCGUCUCAACUCCCAUCAUCCCACCACCUCAGGACAGUCAACUACCCAACAUCCCAUCCCUAACCAUUAAUCAAGAUCAACAACCACAUCAACACCCACUCGUCAACAUCUCCUUCGAUCUCAACGUCGUUGCCAUCCGCAAAGUCCGUGUCAAAUCUCGCAUGAGGUCUAAGGUUCAUGAGGAGUUUGUCAUCAGAACUAGGAGCCAAUCCACUGGUGAAAUCUACGUCAGUAGAAGAUACCGGGAUUUCUUCAAAUUGGCAGAAUCUUUGAGGGUCGAAUUCCCAGAUAUCGAUAUCCGAUCACCCCCACCAAAGGAUCGAUCAGCAAUUCAUACUGAUGAUGUGGCUUCACCCACACUCAACAACAACUCAUCACCCACCCUCGGUGGCUCGACCGAAGAUUCACACCAUCCAACCAAGAUUCAUUUCAUUCGAGAACACAACCGACUGACCCUACGUGCUUACCUUCACCGACUCUUAACCAAGCAAGAGAUCUCAAAUUCAGAGCAGUUCUAUAAGUUCUUGACCGACGAACCGAUCGAAUUGAGCCAGGAGGAGAAACACGACGCUGAGAAUCGAGAGGCAAUCGAUCGGGCACGUGAAAAUGAGAAGAAUCGGUUCAGAUUAGAGGUCGAAGGCCGAGUGAAAGAAUUGGAUGAUUAUCUGCGCAAGUUCCGCGAGGAACUCGUCAAGAGUGAUGGGCUUUCCAGGGUCUUUGCUACCAUCAGAGAAGUCGACACGAUCUCAAAGUUACCCAUCGAAUAUCGUAAAGUGAUUGAAUGGUCCAGAAUCUCAAUGGCUUCCACAAUUUAUCAAAUUUUCCUUGGUUCAGAUAACUCAUCUGCCUCAUUUGCUCAACUGAAACGGAUGCAUGCACUCCUACCCUACUGGGCCAUGCGCGGAGUGCUCAAAAUCUCAAACCCCGUGGCCAUGAUUCGAGGCGUGUUGGACUUGUUCUUGGCCAGGCCUUUUGGAGCUACGAGUCUGGUUCAAAGGAUGUUUUCAUCAGGGUUGUAUGAGGAGAUUCGGGAGUUCAAAGAAGAUGCCGAGAAGGUCGCAUCGAAAAUUGCAGACGAUAGGAUGUGUGAACGGAUCAAGACGUUCGUUGAAGCACCUCGAGAGAUCCAAGAAAUUUUCGAGUCUGAUGCCAAAAGUGAAAAUGUUGACCUGAUUGCGGUCAUCUUGAGAUCUCCUGAGGGUCCUAAGCUUGACAAAGCAGCUUACCAACGCAUCCAACGGGCUUCUCAGGCGUAUGAAAAAUAUAAGGCCUACCGAGACGGACUGGAUGAUCCAACGUUGGAUGAAGGCCCUGAUAAUGAUGAUGCCUGGCUGUUUGAGGAUCUGCAUGUCUACAUGAAGUUGCUCAGAAGGUGUAGAGAUAAAGAGCAGCUGGUCGAGCUCAUCUUUGAGGGAACUACUUCCGAACUCUUGAAAGAUAUCGUGACUAUCUUUUAUGCACCCUUGAUGCAAGUUUACAAGGCUGCCAAUAUUUCGGACUCGUUGGUCGAUCUGCAAAAAUUCAUUGAUGAUCUCAUCCGAACCGUAGAGCGUGCUGAUGAGGUUGCUGUGCGAGACGCGCAGAAGAUUGUCCAGACGUUUGUUGAUCUGGUCGCACGGCAUGAAGGAGCGUUCUACAACUUUGUCCAUCAAGUUCAUUCAAAGGGAGCCGGAUUAUUUGAUGGCUUGAUGCACUGGAUCGAGCUAUUGGUGAACUUUGUCCGACAAGGAUUGACAAACACGAUUUCCUUAGAGGCGCUCCUACCGCACCCAGACACGAUGGAAAGAUUAGCAUUGAUGAAUGAGAUCGACGAGAUCAUCGAGUACCAUCGCAAGUUGAAGAUCGCCCACCACGAGCGGAUGAUGAGACGGCUGGCCAGAGACGGGCCGGAGGAGCGCUACGACCGGGAGAAGGAUACGGCAUUCGUCAGUGGGGUGAUGCAGAACUUGAACCUUAGCGAUGGGGUAGUCAAGGAUGUGGAGGAAGCAGCAAACGAGGAUCUGGAUGACUCGGAUCAGGAGGAGGAGGACGAUCCAGGGCGGAUGUCGACCUGCUCCAGUGCCAGUCGAGCGCCCGACGAAAAUCCCACCACUACCCAUCGUAAACUCAAUCAUCAUCAGCGUCGAAAUGGGAGUCCUGCUCACAAGUCUAAUAAGAACAAGGAUAUAGAACCGCCUAAUCUGGUCAUCGUACCAACCCUAACUCCCCUGUUCACUGAGCUAGUCAAAAACCUCUUGCAUUAGAACAGUUGACAGUUUUUACCUUUCAUCCAAUUUGUUUUUCUCUUAUGUUGGAGAACAUUCUGUGAAAAAGGACGGGUUUUUUUUAAAAAAACAAUUAGCUACACUUUUAAUGUGUUUGAUUUUUCUCUUUAGACUUGAUAUAGGUCAACAUUUCACUUAUGUACACAUUUUGUGUUCAACUUGUACAUUUGUACAGAUAAUCUUCAUCCUUUUCUUUCUAGAUCUGAGCCCCCCCCUUUUUUUU
Molecule: messenger RNA, 3291 nt
Organism: Puccinia graminis f. sp. tritici CRL 75-36-700-3
Lineage: Eukaryota; Fungi; Basidiomycota; Pucciniomycetes; Pucciniales; Pucciniaceae
Exons: 8
Coding region: 48-3047 (999 amino acids)
Molecular function (GO): phosphatidylinositol binding
Source: RefSeq, a predicted model, not a curated record